GUCAGCUUAGCUCUUCUCUGCAGCAGGACCUUACCUGUUCCUUCCCUCGCCGGCAUCUUUAGUGUGGGCACACGGCUGUCCACAGUAGGUCCACAGUAUACUGGUCAUCUCCUGUACUGUCUGCAGUCCUGUACUGUCUCUCUGGUCAUCUCCUGUACUAUGUUCGCAGUCUCUGGUCAUCUCCUGUACUAUGUCCGCAGUCUCUGGUCAUCUCCUGCACUGUCUGCAGUCUCUGGUCAUCAUCUCCUGUACUACUGUCCCCUGUAGUCUCUGGUCAUCUCCUGUACUAUGUUCCGCAGCAGUCUCUGGUCAUCUCCUGUACUAUGUCCUGGCACUGUCUCUGGUCAUCUCCUGCACUGGUGUCUGCAGUCUCUGGUCAUCAUCAGUCCUGUACUAUGUCAGUCUCUGGCAGUUUUUUGGUCAUCCCCUGUACUAUGUGUCUCUGGUCAGUCUUUUGGUCAUCUCCUGUACUGUGUCCGCAGUCUCUGGUCCUGUACUGUCUGCAGUUGCUGGUCAUCUCCUGUACUGUGUCCGCAGU
Messenger RNA from Staurois parvus, 538 nucleotides. NCBI's taxonomy places the organism in Eukaryota, Metazoa, Chordata, Amphibia, Anura, Ranidae. The record is from the annotation of a GenBank genome assembly.